Parathielavia appendiculata is the source of this 1444-nucleotide messenger RNA. RefSeq lists its product as uncharacterized. The coding region runs from base 113 to 1444 and encodes 443 amino acids. The record is from RefSeq and is a predicted model, not a curated record. Lineage: Eukaryota; Fungi; Ascomycota; Sordariomycetes; Sordariales; Chaetomiaceae. The transcript has a single exon.
CAACAGUUAUGAGCCCGGCUACGCUCUAGAACUCCCGGACCGACAAUCCCGCAGCCAACACAAGCAUUUUGGCAUCAUUGAAAGAGUGAUAGAACCGACGAACGAACCCACGAUGUCGCUACCGAACACGAACGAACGAUUCAGCGUUCAGCUGACCUCGACCAAGGACUGGCGAGGAUGGAACGACACAUUCAUCAUGAAGGCGAGGAACCUCGACCUAUGGGAUCAGCACAUCAAGCCGUCAAGCCAAAGGCUUCCUUGGCUGACAGCUCCGCAACUUCCACGGAUGAGCGACUUCGAACGAAUCCCACAUGUCCGAACUCGGAACCCCAGACGCAACGAUCAGAAUGGGGAAGAAGAAGAAUCCGCGACCCUCGAAAGGAACCAGCGACGAUCAGAUGCCAAUCAGACAAGACUCCACGAGGAGGAGAGCCGAGACAACGACGACGAAUCGGAUCAGUACUACGACCCCGAAGACGACAUCAUGCUGAGCAAUCUCACGGAGACUUGCAAAGCCGAUUACCACGCUGCGAUGUCUCGAUACAAGACCCAGAAAGACGCCUACCAGAUCCAAGCCAAAUCCGUCCUCACCCUCUCCAACUGGGUUUAUGACACGGUGGCACCCCAUCUUCGAAAGACGUGUUGUCGUCCACAGAAGACUCUCGUCGAGUGGUACGCAGCACUUAAACGACAAGUCGGAUCGACAUCGGGCGAGGAAGACGAAGAAGCUCGCGACAAAUACCGACAAGCGGUCAAACCACUUAUCCGACACCCGAAGGACAUGCGCGCUUGGUUGACGGCAUGGGAAGAAGCAUUCAUCGAAGCGGUCGAGAUGGACGUUCCAGAUACGUUCAAGUCAGUCCACUGGUGGAGAGACUUCACCAGAGCCGUCAGUGGCAUUGGAUACGAGGCCUGGUGCCAGUCGUACCAGAUCCAGAAUCAACACCGCAUCUCCGAAAACCGUCUCUCGUAUCGAGACGUGUCAAAUGCAUUCGCCUACAUGCUGGCAGGAAAGACGACCGCUGCAGCACAUGCGAGGAAGCCUAUAAGAGGCGGUUUUGCGACAUAUGCAGGUCUUUCCACCGACCAUACCGACGUCGACACCGAUGCGGACGAACCGAAGGAACAGCCGCAACGCCGUGCCCGCCGUCAAACUCCCCCAAGGGGCACGAGCAAGAGACGGAGUUCCGACAGCUCAAGGAAGGGUUGCAAGGCAUGCGGCCAGGAGAGUCACUCCCUGUCCAAAUGCUUCUAUGUAUUCCCUCACUUGGCUUUCGAAGGAUUUAGGGUCAAUCAGCGGACCAAGAGUGCCGUUGAUGAAGCUCUCAAAACCGACUCGAGUCUCAAAGAAGAGGUCGAGGGGAUCAAGAAGAAACCAAGGAAGGCCCAUUUCGAGGAGAAGAAGACGAAGGAGGAGGAUACUGUCACAGAACAGUUGGAUUGA